Messenger RNA from Fonsecaea erecta, 1083 nucleotides. RefSeq lists its product as hypothetical. The record is from RefSeq and is a predicted model, not a curated record. Bases 1 to 1083 code for a protein of 360 amino acids. The transcript has a single exon. Gene Ontology annotation, cellular component: cytoplasm; nucleus. NCBI's taxonomy places the organism in Eukaryota, Fungi, Ascomycota, Eurotiomycetes, Chaetothyriales, Herpotrichiellaceae.
AUGGCUGCCGAAACAGCUACGAAGCGAAUCAAGCCCGAUCCCCUCAUUAUUGGCACCCACAAUGGCCACUUCCAUGCGGACGAAGCCCUCGCCGUCUACAUGCUCCGUCUUCUUCCCGAGUAUGCCUCUGCCGCCCUCGUACGAACACGAGAUCCCGCCCUCUUAGAGACCUGUCAUACAGUUGUCGACGUUGGUGGUGAGUACGAUGCCUCCAAGAACCGCUACGACCAUCAUCAACGUUCCUUCACCACUGCAUUCCCCGACCACAAGACGAAACUAUCCUCUGCUGGCCUGGUUUACAUGCAUUUUGGCAAAGCCAUCAUUGCUCAGCAUACAAAACUGCCGAUUGACCACCCGGAUGUGGACCUGCUCUACCGCAAACUGUACGAUGACUUUAUUGAGGCGGUUGAUGCCAAUGACAAUGGCAUUUCGAAAUAUGAUGGUUCGCAGCUUGAACAGGCCGGCGUCGAGCAGAGGUUCAAGGACAGUGGAAUAACACUCGCAAGCUUGGUCAAUGACUUGAACCAUGAAGACCCCUUGACCCUGGGUGCGCCCUCACGGUCGACUCAGGAUCAGCCCCAGGCAGAGGAGGACUACAGGUUCACGCAGGCUUCGACCCUCAUGGGGACUGCUUUCUUGCGCAAACUCCAUGGGGCAGCCACCGCCUGGCUUCCUGCACGAGCCAUUGUCAAAGAAGCUUUUCAGUCUCGCAGCCAACAACAUCCUUCUGGUCAACUCAUAGUCCUGCCCCGCGCCGGUGUCCCUUGGAAAGAGCACCUGUACAAUAUCGAGGAUGAAAACAAUUUGCCUGCGGACCAAAAAAUCCUCUAUGUGAUCUAUCCUGAAAAGGAGGAGCCCGGGUCCAAAUGGAGAAUCCAGGCUGUCAGUAAAGAUUUUUCAAGUUUCGAGAACCGAAAAAGCUUACCAGAACCGUGGCGUGGCGUGAGAGACGAGGAGUUGGAUGCUCUGCUAGGUGGCGCUGUUGAGAAUGGGGCGGUCUUUGUCCAUGCAAGUGGCUUUAUCGGGGGUCACAAGACGGAGGCUGGUGUCCGGGCUAUGGCUGCCUUGGCUCUCGCAGCCUGA